UGACUUAUCUUUGUUUUCGUUUGUGGCGCCACAGUUGCUCUGUUUGGUAAUAAUGUACAUCGUAAAAUUGUCCAAACUUUUAAAAAUAUUAGUCUCUCUUUUCCAAUUAUCGUAGAGAAAUCGACUAUCAAAUGUUUCGAAUCAAAUCUCGAGAUUUCACUUUCCAUUUCGAGAACAAUAACCGACAGAAAAGGAACAUCAUAAUGAGGUCAGAUCAGUCAAAACUGAGUCAAACAGUGCUCCCAAUCCCGACUGCUCUCCCCCUCCUCUGCGAUUCUGAAUUUAAACGUAAACCGUCAACCGCCAGAAGAUAGCAGAAGUCAGUGGAAUUAAAAUGUCACACACAAAAACCAAAAGUGAAAAGAGAAAUGUAGCAACACAAACACACGAUACAAUGUUGGAGAUAGCACGUCUUGAGGAACAAGUGAAGCUUCUCACCAUUGAAAACGGUCGUCUGAGUAAGAAUAGUGUUGGAGAAUCAUCAAUUUCUGUGCGUGGAUGUCAAUGUAAAAGCAAGUGUGCUACCAAACGCUGUGGUUGCUUUAGAAAGAACGUCUCAUGCAGUGAACUAUGCAAAUGUGGCAACUCUGUUUGUAAGAAUCAGAAUGUAGAGGAAAAGGAAGAAAAUUUAGAGAACAUUGAAGUAAGAAAUGACCAAGUAGAAAUUAAACAGAUAAAGAACAAAAAUUUGAUUGCUCCUUACAAAGGUCUCUUUAGUCCAGACAAUACUUCAACCCCUAGUCUAAAACACUAUAAGCUUUCACCCUUGCAAUUUUCCUCAAGAAAGUAUAAGUUAUUCAAAAAUGGCGAAGAAGAAGAGACGCCAGAACAAAUUGAGGAAACAAGAGAUGAGAAGAAAUCAGCAAAACAUAAAACUGAGCAGAAGAAUUCAAAGAAUUUUGUUACUGAAAAGAAAAACAGACAAAAGAAUGAGGUGCCUAGUAAUCACAUAAGAAAGUUGAGAUCUUACUCUAAUGAAGAAAAAAGAAAAAAGAAGGAAAUGGAAACAGAGAAAGAAACUUUAACAAGAUGCAAAUCCAGUGAAAUAAAAGAUAUAAUCAAUGAUAAAAUGAAUUAUGUAGAGAAGAACACAAAUGAUUAUAUCCAACAUAUAAAAGAUGAUAUGUUAUCUUUGAGAUGUAUUGACAGCAAUAAAAAUGUAAGCUGUGGAUACGAAACACAAGAAAAUGAUUACAAAGCAGUUUCCAAAACAGAUGAUAAAGAAGUGUUGCGGCAAUUGUCAAAGUCGAUUGAUCAAGAACAACAGAACCAUAGCAAAAGUGAAAUACUUGAAGACAAUUUUGACCCUAUGAAACCCAAGUAUGAAUUACAAAGAACACCUACGAACACCGAUUGCAAACAUAAUGUGGAAUCCCACAGUAUCUCUCCAGUACCAUUUCCAGUGCUCGUUGUCAAUCAAGACGAGGAACUUCCAAUUCCCAAAGAGUUCAAUCAAGCUGAGGUCAAUUGGGAAGAGUACCAGGCUCAACUUGUCGCGUGCAAUAAAUGCAAGAGAAGGUUCCAUCCGUGUCGAAUUCAAAAGCAUCAAGCUUGUUGUAAGAAAGUGUAAGCAUUAGCCUCGAAUUGUGGUCCAUAUUUUUAUGGAAUUUUUUAUUUAUUUAUUCAUACAAACCAGGA
Molecule: messenger RNA, 1638 nt
Organism: Megalopta genalis
Lineage: Eukaryota; Metazoa; Arthropoda; Insecta; Hymenoptera; Halictidae
Source: RefSeq, a predicted model, not a curated record